AUGAAGUUGUCUUUGGUUUCCAUGGCAAUGUUCAUCCUUGUUGUAAUGCUCGGUGUGAAGGACUCACAGCAAAUGCUGAGGAGGCUCAUGGAUCCAAGGGGACCACCGAAAGGACCUCCAAAAGGACCCUUAAGAGGGCUUCUGGGAGGGCCACCAACAAAACCAGCGAAUAGAACCUGCACUAAGAUGAGUAAGUUAGUGGCUGACCAUCUCACUUUUGAGAAAGAGGAAGUGUUGGUGUGAUUUCAAACUAAAAAGUUAUCCUGCAAACAGACCUAGAACAAAGAUAUCAUAUUGCGUCAAAUCAUUAUUUGUACCAAAGAAUUAAGGAAAAACGUUCUCGGUUGUACCCUUGGAAAACGUCGCAAUUUUUGUCUCAAUUAAGUCACCGAGCAACCCCCUCCCUCCGCUUGAGCCUCGAAGAAAAGUACAAACUUUGAUAUUUGAAACUGGCCUUUUGAUAAAUUUUCCAUUUCAUACUGAUUUUACAAAUUGUAGAGUUUAAAAAAACCUUUUGAAGAGAUUAAAGACAACUCGAUCGGUUGGCUUGAGGAACACGUGGUAACAGUAAGUUUUUCUGUCUGUCCCCCUGGAAUCUUACUAGAAUUAAAGAGACAGGGAUUUUAAAGAAAGAAAAUUACGAGAAUAGGCACUGAUACAACGUGAGCGCAAAAGCACUGAACUUGAAUGUAUUAAUUGUAUAAAACGCUAUUUUAGUAUACCACACAAAGAAUGCUGGUGAUUGCUUAAAUAACAUAUCCGGCUGAAAGUAGUGAACCCAUCAGGGGUGGGGCUUUUCAGAAGUUAGGUACGGUAAUCUUACACUUUCGCUUCCCAAAGUUACCAAAUUUAAGUUUCAACAAAAUUUCAAAUUCUUUUUGUAAAAGCUGCUGAAGAACAAAUAGUACAAACGUCUGCCUGGAAAGCGGUGUUAUUUGGAUGGUCACAACAUAGGAUCCCGUCCAUAGGCUCAAAAAGUCAAAGGUUGACUCCUUGAGUUAACGUUAUAACCACGAUACAAAACUACAUCAUUGACUAGCUCUUGGAGUAAAGCGGUUAAAAUUUUAAUGCAUUUUCCUUUCCUAGGCUACCGAAUGGUAUUUCCUGAACGAAGAGUCGAAAAUUACGUUCUUAUUAGGAACGCCAUCAAACAGGAACUCAGGGCAAUUACACUGUGCUCCUUUGUAAAAGACAAUGUGUCUGACAGCAGCAAUGAAAAACAGUGUCCUUACAGCUACGCCGUCCCUGGGCAACACAACGAGUUUUCCUUUUGCACAUCUCCAACUCUUCAAGUGCUGAUCAAUGGAACUACCAGGUAACAGAUUUAAUAUUUUUCACCAUGAUCUCCUUCUUUAGGUUUUCUUGGGAUGAAAAUAUUAUUAAAAGUGUCUGUUUUAGAGAGUUUUCUGCCUUAGUGACCACUUCGAGAUACCCAUGAGACUAUCGAUUUGCACCAUGGGACCACUUAUUGUAGCCUAUUAAUUAACGUGAUGAGUGUCCCCAAAACUGCCCCACAAAGUAAAUGGUACCAAGAUAACGCCCUAAAACAAUCACUCUCCGAAGUUAUUAAUCUAUAUUUAUUUAUACGGUUUGCUUUUUCACCAACGAUUAUCAAACUUCAAGGCUCGAAUUCGUAUCUGAAAGAAUGCUCAAUUUAAUACAUUGCCAAAAGAAAUAGCCUGAAUAUACAAGGGCUUCAGUUUGUCUUACUGAAAAUAGGGUGAAAAACCGUCACUUAAAACUUUGAGCUUUUCUUUUCAUUUCCCAACAUUCUGUCUUUUCUUGCCCGCGUUUUUCUGUUGACAGGAAAACCAGUGUUUCUAUCGAAGACGGUAAAUGGCACCAUAUUUGUUUCACUUGGGAGAGUUGUACCGGACGAUACAGAUUUUUUUCAAAGACGGCAGAACAGUCGUCAUGGGUUCUGACUUUCAAAAGGGCUACAAGAUCAGAGAGGGAGGGACAUUAG
Molecule: messenger RNA, 1966 nt
Organism: Porites lobata
Lineage: Eukaryota; Metazoa; Cnidaria; Anthozoa; Scleractinia; Poritidae
Source: the annotation of a GenBank genome assembly